Neoarius graeffei (lesser salmon catfish) is the source of this 2829-nucleotide messenger RNA. RefSeq names its product endoplasmic reticulum protein 44 (gene erp44). Bases 110 to 1333 code for a protein of 407 amino acids. The record is from RefSeq and is a predicted model, not a curated record. The transcript has 11 exons. NCBI's taxonomy places the organism in Eukaryota, Metazoa, Chordata, Actinopteri, Siluriformes, Ariidae.
AUUGCUUCUGUCCGUCGUUUCCUUCCUUGCGGUAGAGGAGAGGAGGUGGUGUCGAGAGACUGGAAACAUUUAACAUCAUAAUCCUAAUCUUAAUAAACUCCACUAUACAAUGAAAUUAACUUUAUUCACGCCCGCCUCUGAACUCCACUAUUUCACCAUACUACUGAUAACCGGCCUGUACACUCCAGGGCGAGGAGAGAUCACCAGUCUCGAUGCAGGGAACAUUGACGACAUUCUCAACAAUGCUGGAGUGGCUUUAGUCAACUUUUAUGCAGACUGGUGUCGGUUCAGUCAAAUGCUGCACCCUAUCUUCGAAGAAGCUUCUAAUGUGGUGAGAGAAGAAUAUCCAGAUCGUUCGCAGGUGGUGUUCGCCCGUGUGGAUUGUGACCAACAUACUGAUAUAGCGCAACGCUACAGGAUCAGCAAGUACCCGACCCUGAAACUGUUCAGAAAUGGGAUGAUGAUGAAAAGGGAAUACCGAGGUCAAAGGUCAGUGACGGCCAUCGCCGACUUCAUCCGGCAACAGAAAGUGGACCCGAUUACGGAAAUCCACAACCUAGAAGAGGUCAACAGAGUAGAUAGGACUAAGCGAAGCAUCAUCGGCUACUUUGAGCAGAAGAACUCUGAGAAUUACCGCACGUAUGAAAGGGUAGCCAAUAUCUUGAGAGACGACUGCGUCUUCCUGGCAGCAUUCGAUGAGGUGUCUAAGCCCGAGAGGUUCAGUGGUGAUAACGUUAUCUAUAAGCCAAUAGGAGAGACCGUUCCUGACAUGGUGUAUCUCGGCUCACUCUCAAACUUUGACCUGACGUACGCAUGGGUGCAGGACAAGUGUGUGCCACUGGUCCGGGAGAUCACGUUUGAGAAUGGCGAGGAGCUGACGGAAGAAGGCAUUCCAUUCCUGAUCCUGUUCCAUCAGAAGGAGGAUACAGAAAGUCUCGAAAAGUUCCAGCAGGAGGUGGCACGCCAGCUUAUCACUGAAAAGGGCUCGAUAAAUUUCUUGCAUGCUGAUUGCGAUAAGUUUCGGCACCCUCUGCUACACAUCCAGAAGACUCCUGCAGACUGCCCCGUCAUUGCUAUAGACAGUUUUCGCCACAUGUAUGUCUUCCCAGAAUUCAGCGACCUCUCGGUUCCAGGAAAACUGAGGCAGUUUGUGUUAGACCUCCACUCAGGAAAGCUGCAUCGAGAGUUCCACCAUGGGCCUGACCCCACAGAUAGCACUCCAGGACAGGAGGAGAACAAAGAGUUGGCCAGCAAUCCUCCAGAGAGCUCAUUCCAGAAGCUAGCACCCAGCGAGUCCCGUUACACCCUCCUCCGGGAACGGGAUGAACUGUGACCUCGUCUCACAUCAUCACCUAGCACAGAACACCUGGCAGGCAGCCACCUGCAUCACCUCUAUUUUCAUAACCUUUUUUUUUUUUUUGGCAAAAAAAAAAAGAAAGAAACAAACCCACAACAAAGAAUAUCUGAAGUUUUUUGGAGGAGUGGGGAGAAGAGAGAAAGAUUGAUUUACUUUUAUUUUAUUAUUUUUUUGGAGCUUGUAAAUAUGUAUGUCCUCUGUAGGUGAGUUGUCUAAAUUAAAUAAGUGUUUUUGUUUUUUUGUUUUUUUCUCAAGCCCUAGUUUGUUUGUUUUUUUAAAGAAAAGCAGAUAAGCAUUGAUGGUCCUCCCAGCAGCAUCUACACACUCAAGGACUGGGGAAUCAUGGGAAGUGAGUCUGUGGUGUCCCCCAUUUCGGUCUAUAGUGGUGUGUGAAUUUGUGUGUAAGCGCAAGAGACAGUGUGUGUGAUGGAGGGAGAGAGAGAGCGCGCGAGAGAGUACAUUGGUACAUUUAUUACUGUGUAUUCUGGAAGUGGGAGUUCCAGACUCGUCAAAAGUCCGUAUCAGACCAUUCCAUGAGGAGGAGUGGUAAGGGGUGGGGUGUAAGGUUUGGGGCUUGAAGGGGGUGUGUAAAUCAUCUCGGAGUGGGAAAUGGAAAUAAAGAAACAAAAAAAAAAAAACCACAAAGUAAAUUAAAGGGAAAACAUUUUACAGGAUUCUAGUGUCUUUGUGUGCUUUAUAUCAGAUGCAAGCAGGUUUUGUGCAUCCUUUUUUUUUUUUUUUUUUUUAAAUAAAUAUUGACAAAUUCAUGUCGACUUCAGAUAACAGCACAGGAUGGCAUGUUUGCAAGAUUUCCUUUUGCACCCUAAUUAAUCUUGAAGAUCAAGGAGUAUAUUUAACUGUGACAGGAAGUUGACAUGGAAACAGUGACUCACACUUCAGCAGCACUUGUGUGUACAUUGAGGAACGUUCUGAAGACUUAUUUUGGUAAAAGUCACACUUCACAUUCGAAGCCCACUUUGAGGAAAGUGGAAGUGGCGAGAGGUGGGCGCUGACGUUGUGUGACAUCAUCCCGCCCACGGCAGAAACCCGUGCCGUCACAGCAAUCGAUACGAUGAUAUCAUUAGACGCACGCACACGCACCAGACGCCCGGAUGGUCUUCUUUUCCAUUCCGUGUGAUCGUGGAAAGUGUGGGGUGCCUGGGACGCAGACACGAGUCGGGUCAGUGUUUUCACUGGGACUUUCCCCCUCUCUUGGCAGUCAAACACACUCGCACAUCCAUCUACACACAGCAUCUGACACAGUUGCCCAUCUAUCCACACACGCUCACACUCAGGGGAAGUCCUGUGUGUGUUGCGCGGAAGGCGUGGGGGGAAACAUGUAGCUCAAAUCAGGUUUGUCUCUCUGUGGGGCUUUCCCAAAUAUCCCAAAACACAUAACCCCAAGUUGGGGUUAUUCAAUGUCUAAUAUGUCAAAAACUAUUAAAAUAAAAAGGAUCUCAUGCUGACAUGGA